ACUGUCUAAAAAUACAGCGCUCCAGCCCCGGGGAUCCUCUUCAUCUUCAUCCUUCACAACAGGACCACGAUUCAGGUGUCUGGAUUGACUUGCUUGACUGAGUCGCCAAAGCCGCAACUCAUCACAGUCGAGAUCUCACAAAAGGUCCGUGACUUACUUCGUUACAGUAACGAAGGACAUGUACCUGCGCUGUGGCACAUCGGCAGGUUAAACUGUCAUACGCCAAUUCUCGUCUGAAGUCCAAGACCUCUCGUCCCGAUAUCCAGACCCUGCUCACCAGAUCUCGUCCAACAGAACGCAAGAUGACUUCAGCCGGUGCCGGCAACAAUACAUGCAAAUAACUCUUUUGAAUAUCGGAAAGCCAUGAAUAGGAUGAAUUUGACGUUUAUUGUGGGCAUUUCGGUGCGUUUCGGCGGCUCUGAUGGGAUUCGGCUCGCCCAGACGCCAGCCUUAGGGGUCAAGCGAAGACAAUCAGCGUCUUCGGCCUCGGGGCUGAGUUCCCCAAAAGUUCUUGGAUAUACGCUGCCAAGUAUAAUGGAGUCUGCAAGGAGAGACUAUCGGCAGCUUAUUGAGAAUUGCAGCCUCUCACGAUGCGGCGUGUUUUGGUUCUUGAAGAAUACUUAAACAGAUAGUUCUGUCUGCAGAUCACACAGCAUCAACAACCCAGUUCACUCUCUUCAGCAACACAACAGUCUCUCAUCAUCAUCAUCAUCUUCUUGCUCCUCCCUCCGUUUGCCAUCGUCUUCCUUAUUCUUGCAAGCAUCGUUGUUUAUUUGCACAUUACCUUCAUAAUCGUUUUUAUAAGUUUUACCGGCUUCAAAAAUGGUCAAAUCAGCAUUCUCCGCCACAGGGGUGGUCUCCGCUCUUCUUGUUAGUUCCGCAUUCGCUGCGCCAACUGAAGAUCGCAGACCAAAGAACGAUGACUGCAAGAAGAUCUUGCUUCCAAUGACGGAUUCGAUCCAUGGUCCCCGCAUGAACAUCACUGUCGGUAACCCUCCUCAGGAGAUGAGCUUGCUCAGUGAUUGGACAUGGCACACUACCUGGGUCCACACCCCAGACUGCAUUGGCAAGCACGAUGUUAAGACUUGUAUCCCGCCUGGACAACAAUACUACGACCAAGCCAAGUCUUCUACUUUCAAGAACACCACGCUCAACGAGGCAACUUUCAACGGUACCGAUUACACCCCAGGUCUGCCCUUCACUAUGAAGUAUGGUAAAGACACCAUCUGCUUCAACAGUGCGGCAAAUGGUGACCGGAAGUGCAUGAACGAUGUAUACAUGGGCAACACUGACUUUGGAUUCCCACUGCCACAAGCCUUCGACAUCGGUGGAGUCUUCGGCUUCGCACCUGUUCCCAAGGGUGCAAACGAGACAUUCUGGCCCGCUCCAUUCCAAUUCUUCGAGGGCAAGGUUCUCAACCCAGUCAUGGGAUGGCACACCUGCGAUCAGCUCAAGAACAAGGACAGCUGCUUCGGAUACGAGCACUUGACGGUCUUGGGCGGAACCGAUGAGACCGUUUACAAGCCCCGCGACAUGGUCUACCACGACAUCAUCCUCGACGAAUGCAUCAACUCCGGCGAGCAUUUGUCUCUGAGCCCCAAGCGAAGCAACUACUGGUCAUCUUCUUGGACUGGCCUCUCAAUUGGCGGCAAGUCCUUCUCCCUCAAAGCUACCAACUCACCAAACUACAACGCCACAACCAAGAAUGCCAAGUGCGACGCCAUCGAUGCCAUCGCCGUCUGGGACGAGGAUAAGUUCGGCCAUGGCGCUCCAAUGCCAUGGGACGCAUUCAAGUACAUGGUCAAAGUCACCAACGCCAAGCCCCUUGAUGUCUUCAACCUCCCCGGAACUAGCCCCGUCAACCCAGGUGCAGGCGGUCUUCACGAGGUGCCUUGCGACAAGAUCAACACUUUCCCAACUAUCACUUAUGAGAUUGGUCACAGGCAGAAACUCACCUCUGUCCCUGCUCAGUACAUCGAUACUACUCUCCACGCUGGAAAAUGCCUCUUGAACGCCCGUGUUUGGGACAGACCUGUUGAUGGAGCGCAGACCUUCUUUGGUUUCAAUGUUCUUAGCAGGACUUACCUUGAGUUUGACUACAAGAACACCAAGGUCGGAUUGGCUCCUUUGAACAAGAACUUGUUCAAGUAGAGGAUGUUUGUAUUUCGCUUAGCGAAUCAUUGGCUCGUUUUCUUUUUGUUGAUGGAGAGUAAUGAGCAUGUAAAUGAGCAUUUGGACUUGGUAUUGGGAUAGAUUUGGAUUUGAAAAUUGGAAUGUAAUCAAAUGGAGAUAUGUAGAGAGAGUUGAGAAUAAU
Messenger RNA from Cadophora gregata, 2314 nucleotides. RefSeq lists its product as uncharacterized. The transcript has a single exon. The record is from RefSeq and is a predicted model, not a curated record. Gene Ontology annotation, molecular function: aspartic-type endopeptidase activity. The coding region runs from base 823 to 2151 and encodes 442 amino acids. Lineage: Eukaryota; Fungi; Ascomycota; Leotiomycetes; Helotiales; Ploettnerulaceae. Gene Ontology annotation, biological process: proteolysis.